GCUGAAUUAAAAUUGUGUGAUUAGUGAUGUCAUGGCGACUUUACCGCCGAGAAAGAAUCCAACUCCAACAAAAAUAUCCAAAGAACAUCUCACACCGUUGCAAAUUUUACUACAAUUAGGAUUUCCAAAACAUAGAGCAGAGAAAGCAUUGACGGCAACGGGACAUCGAAGUGUUCAACUUGCUUCAGAUUGGCUUCUUGCUCAUGUUCGUGAUCCAACAUUGAAUUCCGAUGAACCCAGAGAAUACGUAUUGUAUGCCUGUCCAACUGGACAUUUUGCCGAAAGUCUCGUGAAAUUUUGGACCGAGAGUAAAGAACUUGGUUGGAAUGGAGCUCAUAAUUACAUGCCCCACAUUACUCUCAUCUCGUUCUUCAAAGCACCGGACGAAACGGCCGAAAAAAUGGCAAGUGCUCUUGAAAAUUUAGUGAAUCGCAACGAAUGUCCAGAGUACAUUAAUUUAGAAACUUAUGUGUCGCCAAAUUUUAUGGGACUAUUUGUUGAGGAUAAACAAGCAAAAUGGUUGAAAUCAUUAGCCGUCCAAUAUUGUAAGAAAUUAACAAAUCUCGGAAUAACAGUUGAACCGCACACGAAAUCAUUGCAUCUUUCGCUUGCCUAUCAAUUUUCGAGUAAUCAUUUUCAACAUCUUCGUUCAAUGGUGGAAAAAUUGGAGACAAGUCAAGCGAUUAAUUGGGAAUUGAGAUUGUACUCGAGGGAUUCACGAUUGAGAAAUAUGCAUGUUCAUGGGGUAUUGCAUACACACGGGCCAAGACAACAUGACGAAUUGGAAUUAAGACCUGGUGAUUAUAUUUAUUUACCGGAAGGAGCAUGCAAUGAAUCGCCCGAUGGUUGGGUCGAGGGUAUUUCAUGGUUAACCGGAAUCUCUGGCUAUUUGCCUCUGAAUUAUACGAAACGAUCAGCGGAAUCUGAUUCCUGGACAUUGCACACGUCAAUUUCGAUAAUUGCUGAUAGAAAUACGGAGAAUGUUGAACAUGAAAUUCCUAAGAAUCGAAGGCCUCCUGUUUUAUCGAGCACUGAAUCGCUUGACACUCCGGAUGGAAUCGCUCCUGAAAAUAAUCCUAUGGAAGCGUCUGAACCGCCAUCAACUGCCUCGAGACAAAUUUUCAUCUGCCGACAUGGGGAACGUGUUGAUUUUACAUUCGGUGCAUGGAUUCCCUAUUGUUUCGAAUCAAAUGGCUCUUACAUACGUCGUGAUUUAAAUAUGCCGAAAGAAAUACCACAGAGAAAUAUUCAAGACUUUCAAAAUGAUUGUCCAUUGACGACACUGGGUGAAUUACAAGCGAGUCUAGUUGGCGAGGCAAUGAAAGCGGCAAAUGUGAAAAUCGACGUUGCAUUUGCAUCGCCAUCGUUACGUUGUAUUCAGACAUUAUCGCAAAUACUCAAGGGUCUCGAUUGGGAUGUACCGAUUAAAAUUGAACCGGGUUUAAUUGAAUGGCUCGCUUGGUAUCCAAAUGGAACGCCAACAUGGAUGAAUGCCGAUGAAUUAUUGAAAGCUGGUUUUAAUAUUGACGUUAAUUAUUGUCCAGUGAUAAAGGCGGAAAAUUUACCAUCGAAAGAAAAUGCCGCUCAGUAUUAUGAAAGAAGUUAUGCAUUAAUGAAGGAUAUUAUUGAUAAUACGGGGGGUAAUAUAUUAAUUGUUGCGCAUGCCGCAUCGUUGGCGGCUUGUACGAAACAAUUGACUGGUGGUAAAGUACCGCCAGCAGCGGAAGUUACCAGAUUGGUGCAAAGAGUUCCAUAUUUAGCGUGUUUGACGGCACGUGAGAGUAUUGAUGGUUGGCAAUUACAUCCACCGCCAUUUCCACCGGUCACUCAUACAAGUAAUAGUCGAUUCGAUUGGAAAAUAUUAAUGUAGAUAAUUUUUUAGUACAGAAUUUUAUUAUCCUUCUGAGAUAUUUAGCAAACGUUUUUGUCGCUACUUUUUUGGAAUUCUUUUAUUUUUCAUGAUCCGAAAUGUUCUGAAUGUUCAAAUGAAAGGGAUUUAUUUAUUUUUUCUUCAAGUUAAAUUUUGUGUCACUUU
Messenger RNA from Leptopilina heterotoma, 2035 nucleotides. RefSeq names its product protein UBASH3A homolog (gene Epp). NCBI's taxonomy places the organism in Eukaryota, Metazoa, Arthropoda, Insecta, Hymenoptera, Figitidae. Gene Ontology annotation, molecular function: protein binding. The record is from RefSeq and is a predicted model, not a curated record. The transcript has 4 exons. The coding region runs from base 32 to 1870 and encodes 612 amino acids.